This is a messenger RNA of Paecilomyces variotii, 1985 nucleotides long. RefSeq names its product flavo protein subunit of succinate dehydrogenase/fumarate reductase. NCBI's taxonomy places the organism in Eukaryota, Fungi, Ascomycota, Eurotiomycetes, Eurotiales, Thermoascaceae. The record is from RefSeq and is a predicted model, not a curated record. Bases 239 to 1798 code for a protein of 519 amino acids. The transcript is spliced from 2 exons.
UCCGCCUUUGAGAUCGAUCGGACGGUCACUGUAGAAAGUUGAAACUGUUGAUCGGAUUAACCCCGUGGGGGAUAGACAGAUACACUUUACGUACCCCGCCUUCAAAACAAACGGAACAUCUUCCGAGAUCAUCACAAACAUAACUGGCCUUGAAAAGAAUCAUUAUAAGGGCAUCUAACAUGCCUUCUUGAAGGACUCCUCCCUGUCCCAUCUCCUCUUACUUUUAUCUCCCACAACCAUGUCCCUCCCCUCAGAGUGCACCAUCCUCGUUAUCGGCGGCGGUAACGCCGGUUUCUCAGCUGCAUUGCGAGCAGCCGAAUCAGGCGCCAAAGACGUCCUCAUCAUCGACAAAUGUCCCGAAGAAUGGGCUGGUGGAAACUCCUAUUUCACAGCGGGUGCAUACCGGACUGUUCACGAUGGACUGGAGGAUCUCCUUCCUAUCGUGAACAAUGUCGAUCCAGCUACUGCGGAGAAGAUCGACAUGAGUCCCUAUACUGCUGAUGACUUUAUGCAUGAUUUGAUCCGAAUCACGAGUGGGAGGUCGCAUCCUGAUCUGGCGAGGAUUCUGGUUCGGGAUUCGAAUGAGACGAUUAAGUGGUUGGCGACACAAGGGGUGCGGUUUCAGUUAUCUUUCAAUCGACAGGCUUAUGAAGUUGAUGGGAGGAUUAAGUUCUGGGGAGGCAUGUCGUUGAAGACGGAAGAUGGAGGGAAGGGUCUUAUUCAAGAUUAUCGCAGAGCUGCUGAGAAGUUGGGCGUUUCUGUUCACUUCUCGACGGCUGCGAAGAGCCUGGUCAUGGAUCCAGAGACUGGGCGCAUUACCUCCGUUAUUGUCGUUCAUGAAGGUCGUGAGAGAGAGAUUAAAGCGAAGGCUGUGAUCCUCGCUGCGGGUGGAUUUGAAGCUAAUCCUCGUAUGCGCGCGCAGUAUUUGGGUCCCAAUUGGGACAUGGCCAUGGUUCGCGGCACGCCAUACAAUACCGGUGAAUGUCUCGAGAUGGCCAUCCGCGAUGUAUCUGCCAAACAAGCGGGGAAUUGGUCUGGCUGCCACUCUGUCGCCUGGGACGCUAAUGCUCCACCCAACUCGGGAGAUCGUGAGGUUUCUAACCAAUUCACUAAAUCCGGCUAUCCCCUCGGUAUCAUGGUCAAUCGGGAGGGUGAACGAUUCGUCGACGAAGGAGCCGAUAUGCGUAACUUCACAUACGCCAUCUUUGGCAAGGCCAUCCUUCAUCAACCUGGCCAUAUCGCAUUUCAAAUCUGGGACUCCCGGAUGACUCCCUGGCUACGACAAGAAGAGUAUCGCGACGAAGUCGUCCGGCGGAUCACGGCUCAGACGGUCCCUGAUUUGGCCCAUUCGUGCGCAGAGCAUGGUUUGCAGAAUAAGCUGAAGUUCGAAGAUACUCUUAAAGAAUAUAAUCGCGCCGUAUAUGAAUGGCGCAGGGAGAAUCAAAGUGCGAAAUGGGAUCCAGCCAUUAAGGAUGGCAUGUCGACACAGUCGAGCAGUGGUGGAAUCAAUCCGCCAAAAUCUAACUGGGCUCAGCCAAUCGAUCUGCCGCCAUACCUUGCUGUCAAGGUCAGCUGUGGCAUAACUUUCACUUUUGGUGGGUUGGCAGUCGAUCCCGAGACUGCUGCGGUAAUAUCAUCUGUCACGAAUGCUCCUAUUCCCGGGUUAUAUUGUGCUGGAGAGAUGCUGGGCGGCCUGUUCUACGAUAACUACCCUGGAGGUAGCGGAUUGACGGCUGGUGCUGUCUUUGGACGCAGAGCUGGUCACUCUGCAGCUGCAGCUGCAGCUGCUAUGGCAUAGUCGUGAAGCUUUGGUGAUCGCGUAGAUUGUGGAUCUAUAAGCUGACAUACCUACGGCCGGUUCGAUGUCCUGACAGUGUAAAACUCGAAGUGCAAAUCACAUUCACUAUACAUAAGAGGAUAGGUAGACAGAGACGGAAAUUGUAUGCAAGAUAGACAUGAAACAACGCCACUGCUCAAGGAAAUAC